CGCUGCGGUGGAAAGUUCUCUGCGUCGCUGGCCAGCCGCGUCGACAGAGACUCUGAGAUGGCGCAACAACACGGCAAUUGGACACAACCUGACAAGGCCCCGAUCAUAUGAGACAGAAGCAUCUCUAUCAUCACCCUACGUAUACUCCAUUUCUGCCUCUUUCGUUCAUUCUUCUUGCCGCACCUCCUUUGUUUUCCCCUCGCUUGAUCAACGCAUCCCAGCCGAUAAGAGAACUACCCUAUUGUUAUCAAAGCCAAUUUGGGCGGCACGCCUGCGAUAGCGGCCAUUGCAGUCAUACAAGAACCAUUACUAUCCCGAUUGACGUGCUCCCGCCCACAAGGCAUUCGCUUUAUUCACUCACUCUCGUUUAUCCCUCGCCGCCGCAUACUGCCAUCAAAGCCACUGCGGCACGUCCUCCAAUCCUAAUAGGUCUCCUGCCACGACGUUGCAGGAGUCACCGCCCCUUCCUGUACGCGCAGCAGAAGUCAAUUCCGCAUACGUGCAUUCAACUCGUCGUAGCCGUUGCCAUUCACCACGUCGGCGUCCGAUAAUCACCCAUCGGGUCUACUGGCCCGCCGGUGCAUGCAAUGAACCAACGACAUCAUGCUCGCCAGCCGUCACACGCCCGCAAAGCUCUACCGCCGCAUGCUAGGUCUAGUAAGCCUCCGCCCUUGACUACUAGAAGGAGCUACAACCACGCCCACUCGCAUUCUCAUGGAGGCCAACCCUCGCCGAACAAGCCUGCCGGUGCAGGUUGGAGCAAGAAAUCUGUGGUGGAGGACAGUGGCGUGAAAGACGCUGACCACGAGACGAACGGCAUGGAGAGCUUCUUGCAGUUCUGCCCGACAUGUGAGAAGCAGAUUGUCACCCCCAAUCCGAGCAUUCUGUACUGUUCUGAAGCAUGCCGAAGACGAGACUCAAGGCCAACGUCCAUAGCGGAUAUACAAGUGAUAACACAAUCGAUCUCGUCACCAGUAGCCUCGAAUGUCUCAGCGACCUCGUACUUUGACCAUCCUAUCCCCGACAUCGUCCCUCAGAGAUCGCCCACCAUUGUUCGACCCCUGUCCCUCACCUUCUCGGACCUGAAUAUUUCUGACCGCGACUCGCGUUCCUCCACCGACUCAAGUGACAGAGACAGUCGCCGCGACAGCGACGCCAUCCACUACCUAGAACAAUUCUACAACGACUUGAACAGCUCCAAACCGACGAGGACGAGAAUGAGCAGCCGCGCGAAUGUAUCUACUGCCACUGGCGGCGAUAGCAAUACCAAUCUGCCGUCACUUGUGCACUCACCAUCCUCCUCGUAUGGAACCGUGGCCUCGAAUGCAUCAUAUCGUCCACUCGUCUCGAGACACAAUCCCUUCACAAGCUCAUACUCUGCCACAAAGAGCAUCGAGCUAGUCAUGCCAUACCCCGCUGCCGCAGAUGGUAGUCCGACACAACUCAUGAAGGAUGCAAGCAUAAAGAGCAGUGCCAGUGCACAGACGUGUUUCCGGGUAGCUGAGGCCAACGACAUCACGUACGAGAGACGAGACACAAGUCGUCGCCGCCGGGACUCGCGACAAAGUCCCAAGGCGGAUCAGUCCUUGAAGAAACUGUUCAUGCAUGAAGCUAUGAAGGCGUCCCCGAAGUAGGAAGGUCAUGGAGACAGAUAUGAAGAUAUCACAGAUUGUGGACGCAAUUUUAGCGUGUAAGGACAUCUGAAUUGCAACUUCACUCUGGAAUUCUGGCGUUUGAGGAUGGGAUUACAAAAUAGUUCGGCUCGCGUUUAUGGCGUUCUGGAUAUCGUUUCUUGAGGAAGGGCGGAACGACUUUGCUCUAGUACGCAUUGGGGAGACUGACAUGAGGAAGAGAGAUAUACCACCCGCAUGGAUGUGCUGGAUACCAAGUCGAAGAUUGAAGUCACAUAUAAUAUAUAGAUUACAUCGCCUCGCCGGCUUAUGAUGUCGGCUCGAAGGCCAUUAAUUCGAACAUUUCUACGCGACGCAACGCG
This is a messenger RNA of Pseudocercospora fijiensis CIRAD86, 1993 nucleotides long. RefSeq lists its product as uncharacterized. The transcript has 4 exons. NCBI's taxonomy places the organism in Eukaryota, Fungi, Ascomycota, Dothideomycetes, Mycosphaerellales, Mycosphaerellaceae. The record is from RefSeq and is a predicted model, not a curated record. Bases 588 to 1634 code for a protein of 348 amino acids.